This is a messenger RNA of Lactuca virosa, 1065 nucleotides long. The record is from the annotation of a GenBank genome assembly. NCBI's taxonomy places the organism in Eukaryota, Viridiplantae, Streptophyta, Magnoliopsida, Asterales, Asteraceae.
AUGGGUGGUUUUACUUUAACUCGGCAAGAUCAUAAACUUACUUUUCUCCAUAACACUGUUGUUACGGAGUGUCAUGACUUUUCUGGACCUACAUUUGGUUUUGAUUUUGUUGAUUACCAGUCUCUUAUCUCAUUGGUCCAUCCUGAAAACACCGCUAUCGAUGUUAUUGGAUUAGUCGUUGCAAUUGGUAAGAUGGGGCGAGACAAUGAUGAUAUGAAAAAACACAGGCUAAACAUCCAAAUCCAAGAUGCAAAUGGUUUGCAAUUAAGUGUCAAUUUGUGGGGUGAUUUUGUUUACAAAAUGCAAGGCUUUCUUGAUAACAAUCCACACAAUCUUCGUAUCAUUGUUAUCCUUCAAUUUGCAAAACUUAGUAUUUGGAGAGAUCGUCCCACAGUUAACACCUACUUUUCUGUGUCGAAGCUGUUCAUUAACACGGACAUUGAUGAAAUCAAUGUUUUUAAGAAAAUUUUGGAUGGAAAUGAUCGCCCCGAUUCAUCCAUAAAUACAUUCACACUUAUGAAGUCUAAUAAAGUUUCUGAACAUGAUGAUUUCAUGGUUAAGUUUCAGUUCAAGACAAUUGUUGAUGUUUCUGAACCCGUGGAGGGAAUUUUACAAAAUGAACCAUGGCAUUAUUUGGCAUGUACAAAUUGCAACUACAAAGCAGUUCGGCGUUGUGGUGCACACGAUCAACCUAAUGCUGAUGGAUUAACUAAUGGUUAUGAAUGUCAUAAUAAGGAGUGCACAAAAACUGAAACUUCAGUUAUUCUGAGUACUGGUACUAUUACCUUAACCAUGUUUGAAAGAGAUGGAAAUUAUCUUUUGAAGAAAUCAGCCAAGGAUCUGUUUAAUAAAACAUUAAAGCUUGGUUUUAGUACUGCUUUUUAUCCCGGAGAGAUAAAUGCACUAAAAGGUUUGAAAUUGGCGUUUAAAAUAUCAAUCAAUCACUUCAACGUCUCAAAAAGGAACAACGAAUAUAGUAUAUGUAGAGUUGAUACUUCACAGUCAUUUGAUAUUGGUGAAGCUAAUUUUGAAUCACAAGAUAAUAGGAUUUUGAAGGUUAUAUAG